AUGAAGCAUAGUGUAGGGAAUGAGCCGAGUACCGGUAAACCUAGGAGGUUCAUCCCAAAGGUAGCACCAAGUGGCCCCCCUCGGACUAAAGAAGCAACUCCCCCUGAACGUCCACAGCCUUCGAAGCCUGUUGUAUCUGAGAGCCCAAGUCGUACUGGCAAGGCGCUGGAAACUUCACCUUUUCGCUGGAAAAUGGGUACAACCCCAAAGAGAAAGAGAAGUGACACACCCCCGGUAUCUCCUCAGGUGACCCCUAAACGUCGUAGCAUGCGCAUUCUACACGCAAGAUCUACUGGAACAAGCACCAGUAACGUUGAGGCCGCCGAAACCCCAACUGUGGUGACAGUUGACGAUGAUAGUGAUGAUGGCGACACCACUGAAUUCGAGGCUGAUGUUCUAGAGCAAGAGAACGUUGAUGACAUUGGCGACAUGCGUGAAGAUUUUGACAGGGACUACAAUGAUGAUUGUAAUGAGGAUGCAUUUGCUUAUUCCAGCGACUAUCCAGGAGGACAAUGUGGUUUAGAUGCUUUCCUUGGGUCCGCUGGUAGCAGUACGCGCCAUUUUAGCGCUGAGCUAGGCUCAAACCUUGCUGCAGCCAUUGCUGACCCUGCCUGGAGUCCCCCUGAGGCUGAGCAUGCCGCUUCGAACUUGGAAAUUGUGCCUGUAGUGCCUUCUCCCUUCAACACAUUCAAUACACUGGUUGAGGCAGCCCUUGCAGGAUCUUCUCCAACCAUGACACCAACGAAUUCUCAGGAUGAAACGCCUACGUUCCAAGUCACGAGUCCCUUACCACCUAUCUUCCGGCAUUUUCUCCAGAGGGACCUUGACCCUACUAUUUCGCCAACCCUUCCAGCAGCCCUCCGGAGCAACACUUUUGCCGUCCACGAGACCCUGCCCGUUCCAUCCCAUAUUCAACCACAUCUCCGGGCGUCAGGGCCUAGUCCCUUAGCACUUCUUCCAGCAGUUCAACCUGACAACGCGAGCGCUGCUGAAAACGCCCAGGCUAUCAUUACCGUUGCCGGGAAUGCUGCUGCAAAACAUCCUCCUAACAUAUCUUGGCUGGAGCGGGAGGAAUCAUUUACUGCAUUCAUGGCCUUCUUUGACAGUGGUGCUCAGGUCCUUCGAUCUGCAGAUGAACUCCUGCCGCUCUGUCAUCGGUUCAAUGGUUACGCACCCUUCUGGGGAAUUCUUUUUUAUCCCGAGACGAUCGCGGCUUUGGAGAAAUUUCUAGACAAGUACGGGGAUUUCAUGGACAUGACUAGUAUUACUUCUUCCUUCUCGCGAUGUGCUGCUUUCCGAACCCUCGGCUUGGUGCAGCUGCUGGACAUCACUGAUCACAGGCUCCUUUGCUGGCGGGAUGCAGUUUGUGAGGCUAUGACUCUGGGCUUUCGAGCAGAGUCUCUUCUGAACCUGGUGAAGGAUUUGGCACGUGCCGUAUUUGGGGCACGGGUUGUUCAUAACAUGAAGUCAAAUCCCGGCCCUAAUGAAAUAAGGGUAGCGGCAGAGGCUUUGGUCUUCAAGCAACAUGAGCUGGAAAAGCAGCAUAGGGAAUUGCGUGGCCUCCUUUCGGCCCAAGGUGUCUCCCCUGACAGUGCUGACUGCAUGACGGAAGCAGUGACAUGA
Prunus armeniaca (apricot) is the source of this 1623-nucleotide messenger RNA. The record is from the annotation of a GenBank genome assembly. NCBI's taxonomy places the organism in Eukaryota, Viridiplantae, Streptophyta, Magnoliopsida, Rosales, Rosaceae.